AUGGCAUUCGAACGGCGCCAGACACCAGGUGGCAGUAACUCAUCCCUUCAAGUUGACUUGGGCUACGAGGUGUAUCAAGGCUAUAACAAUGCUACCAUGGGAUUGAAUCUCUGGAAGGGCAUACGCUUCGCAGCUCCACCCACUGGCACCAACAGAUGGCAGGCGCCUCAGCCUCCCACCACGAACCGUGACUCUGUCAUUCAAGCGAACCGGUUCGGCGCAAUUUGUCCUCAGAACCAGGACGCAACGAACACCUUUGUGCUCCUCAACACUACAGGAGCUAACGAGGACUGCCUGUUCCUGAACGUCUACGCACCGCCAAGCCCUCCCAGUCCACUUCCUGUGCUUGUUUACAUCCAUGGUGGUGGAUAUGGUCGCGGUAAUGGGCAGCAGGAUUUGUCGGCCAUCAUCAAUACAAACAACAACUCGUUCGUUGGAGUAACAAUCCAGUACAGGCUUGGUGCCUUUGGCUUUCUAGCGGGCGAUGAAGUCUUCCGAAAUGGUGCUGUUAAUGCCGGACUGCUAGACCAGCAUCUGGCGCUGCAGUGGGUACAGCGAUAUAUCUCGUUCUUCGGCGGUGAUCCCAGCCGUGUGUCCAUUGCUGGGCAAUCAGCCGGUGCCGGGUCCGUCAUGUUGCAAGGCAUGGCUUAUGGCGGCUCGCUUGGCGUUUCACUUUUCAGGAACAUGAUCGCCCCUUCUCCAUACCUUCCAAUGCAGUACGGCUACAAGGAUUGGCAGCCUUCCCAAGCCUAUUAUGCGUUUGCUACUAUGGUCGGCUGUGCGCCGACACUGCCAUAUGGUGGCCAUCCAGGCACAAUUUUCGAAUGCCUAGUCAGCAAGGAUUCAGCCACACUGAUGAACGCAAGUGCGACUCUUUCCCAGUCCGGCAAGUACGGUACUUGGCCAUUCCUGCCAGUGACAGAUGGUGUUUUCGUCCAGGACCUGCCAAGUCGCCAGCUUUUACGGAAAGAACUCAAUGGCGUGAACUUACUCGUGAGCAACAACGCAUUGGAAGGACCAGCAUAUACGCAGCCCAACAUCACGACCGAGAACGACCUUGUGGCCUGGCUGCAACUAACAUUCCCACUGUUCAGCAACGACGAUAUCGCAAAGGUCCUGCUGUACUAUCCGAGUUCAAAUGACUCGACCAAUACCGACGCUCCGUUGUAUGCUUCUUCAGGCACUACUUUGCCAAGCUUCAUCAACCAGAGCAGUGUUGCUACGGGACAGCUCCAGAGAGCUUUUGCAAUAUACUCGGAGACGACUUUUGUAUGCCCAUCAUACUGGAUGGCUCAAGCAUACAGCGACUUCGGGCGCAAUUCAUAUAAGUACCAAUACUCCGUCCCAAUCGCUACGCAUGGUUCAGAUUUGACUGCGUACUUUGGGCCUCCAGCACCGAAUCAGAGCCCUGACUUUGUCAAUGCCGCGAUGCAGAUCUGGGGCAAUUUCAUCACGUCGGAUAAUCCUUCGAUUCCUGACGCCGUCGCCCACGGAGCUUCGUCAAACAGUACCUUGAGCAGUCCAGCUUCGAAUUGGCCUCCUUUCAAGAUCUACUCGCCGUAUCAAAUGAAUCUCAAUGUAACAGGGGGCACACCGUUUGCAUUCAAUCUGUCCUAUAUCCAGAGAAACCUGACGGAAUAUGGGCCACCCGGGCUGCUGAAUAAUUUCACGCUUGUCAACGCGUAUGACUGGGAAGCAGGAAGAGGAUAUCGAUGCGACUUCUGGAGGAGUCUCGGUUCCAUAGUGCCGGAGUGA
This is a messenger RNA of Cladophialophora yegresii CBS 114405, 1755 nucleotides long. Its product is annotated as carboxylesterase 2. Lineage: Eukaryota; Fungi; Ascomycota; Eurotiomycetes; Chaetothyriales; Herpotrichiellaceae. The coding region runs from base 1 to 1755 and encodes 584 amino acids. The transcript has 7 exons. The record is from RefSeq and is a predicted model, not a curated record.